CAGCUACCCACAAUCCACCCGUGACGCAUGCGCGUUACGCUUCGCGGCCCAAAAGGCGUUGCUGCUGGCUUAGUGUCCGUCCGAAAGAUGCGUCGCACCCCGGCAGCAUCAGUAUCACCUCCGCGGUGUUAACUCCCGGAACGCGGGACCGGAACCAGAAGAGAAACCGGCGUCGCUCUUUUGCGACUCGACGGGGCCAGUAGUGGAGGCAUUAGUCCGGGAUAGCCGAGAUGGGAGACCAGAAGGUCAGGAACGGGCGGCCUCUCCCAACAUGGACGCAGUCUUCAACAGUGACUGUCUACCCGGUUUUUAGAUGCUACAUUGACGGGGACACGUCAUGUUUGUUGCUGCUAGGUUUUUUUUCAAUAUUUUUCUUCGGCUUGUCGUUGAAUGCGGUUGCUCCACUUCAAUGGCUGCUCAGCUGCAUGAUUAAAUUAUGAAUGCGCAUCCUUCCGGCCGUGAAGUGGCCUCCUCGGUGCUCAGGUCAGGCGACGUCAGCCAAUCAGGACAAAGAAUAUCCAUCACAUGGCCGAAGGAGCCUCCAAGGCAACGUGACUCACCUAAACGCGUCAAGAGUCGUUGCGUAAAAUCACCCACACGCUGGCCACCAAGAAUGAAGAGAUCUCAAAUUUCGUCUGCAGUCUCAAACAGAGCCUGGACAACCUGGAGGCCAACUCUACCCGAGUACAGGAGGACCUGGAGUCUGAGUUCAACUCCCUCCACUCGGUUCUGGAUGAGAUGAAGGAGAACAUGUUGACACGCAUUAAACAGGAACGAGCCAGCCGCACAUACGAGCUGCAGAGUCAGCUGAGCGCCUGCUCCAAAGCGCUGGAGAGUUCGGAGGAGCUGCUGGAGCUGGCCAAUCAGACGCUUUGCUCCUCCGGAACGGACGGCUUCACACAGGCGGCCAAAGACAUUAAGGAUAGCGUGACGAUGGCUCCAGCCUUCCGCCUCUCCCUGAAGGCCAAGGCCAGUGACAACAUGAGCCAUUUGAUGGUGGACUUCAGCCAGGAGAAGGCCCUGCUGCAGGGUCUCAAAUUUCUUCCAGUUCCUGCCACGCCAGAGAUCCAGCUGUCCGAGUGCCAGGUGUGUGACAACACUGUGACAGUCGUCUGGACACUAGCGGAGCCCGACAGCAAAAUAGACCACUACAUUUUGGAGCAUCGGCGUACCAACCACGAGGGUCUGCCACGCAUCAGAGAGGACUAUCCCUGGAUGGUUGUGGAGGGCAUCCGGGAGAUGGAGCACACGCUCACAGGUCUGCGCUUUGACACCCGCUUCAUGACGUUCAGGGUGAGGGCAUGUAACAAGGCUGUGGCGGGAGAUUUCUCAGAGCCCGUUACGCUGGAAACCCACGCCUUCACCUUUAAACUGGACUCGGCCUCGGCCCACCAGAACUUGAAGAUAGAGGACCUGAACGUGGAGUGGGAUGGCACCGGUGGAAAGAUCCAGGAUAUUCGCAAAGAGAAGACCCGAACCAACUCGCCCAUGCAGUCUCCAGCCAGGUCGGCGCUGAUGUCGCCAAAGCGAGCCCCGACGGCCCGGCCCAACAGAGACCGCUUCACAGCAGAGUCCUACACGGUGCUGGCUGACACAGCCAUAGACGCCGGCCAGCAAUACUGGGAGGUGCGCUUCGACAAAGAGAGUAAGGCUUUCGCCGUGGGCGUGGCCGUGCGGAGCCUGGGCCGCUUCGACCAGCUGGGGAAAAGCAGUGCCUCCUGGUGCAUCCAUCUGAACAACUGGCUCCAGCAGAGUCUCACCGCCAAGCACAACAACAAGGCCCGUACGCUAGACUGCCCCAUCCCGAGCAGUAUAGGAGUCUACUGUAACUACGAUGAAGGCGUGCUGUCCUUCUUCAACGCCAAAACCAAGCAGCUGAUGCACACCUUCAGGACCAAGUUCCAGCAGCCGCUCAUCCCGGCGUUCAUGGUGUGGAACGGGAGCUUCUCGGUGGUGACGGGCCUGCAGGUCCCGAGCGUGGUGCAGAGCGGUCAGAGGAAGAACAGCGGCACCAGCAGCUCCAAUGCCAGCCUCACCUAGACCGUCCGUCCCUCACUCCUCCAGCCCACCAUCAACGCCCCCCUGCAUGACUGCAGUCGCCGGCGGUGUUAUUCAGCCGUCCCUCGACCCGCCACGGCAGAAGAGUUGGCAUCGACAUGCCGCACCCACGCCUCACAGGCGCUUUCUUUGCUCUUCUUGCAGGUCCAAGUCCGUCCCAUGAUUUAGCGCUGGCCGCUGCCCUUUUUCGUAAAGCCCUCCGUCGCUCUCUCCCUGUGCCUUUCUUCUCAUUUCCACAUCGCCGCUGAGAGAGAGAGAUGCCCCUCCCCAUUUCACGUUAAAGCAUUUGUCAAUGUUUCUUGUGUUAAUAGUAACGCGUAGCUUAUUGUUACUUACGCGCCUAGUCUUAUUUAAUCCAAAUUAAAAACACGCUAACGGA
Hippocampus comes (tiger tail seahorse) is the source of this 2437-nucleotide messenger RNA. RefSeq names its product fibronectin type III and SPRY domain containing 1 (gene fsd1). Gene Ontology annotation, biological process: regulation of cell division; regulation of mitotic spindle organization. The coding region runs from base 739 to 2040 and encodes 433 amino acids. NCBI's taxonomy places the organism in Eukaryota, Metazoa, Chordata, Actinopteri, Syngnathiformes, Syngnathidae. The record is from RefSeq and is a predicted model, not a curated record. The transcript is spliced from 14 exons. Gene Ontology annotation, molecular function: microtubule binding. Gene Ontology annotation, cellular component: microtubule.